This is a messenger RNA of Trichoderma gamsii, 2394 nucleotides long. RefSeq lists its product as hypothetical. The record is from RefSeq and is a predicted model, not a curated record. The transcript has a single exon. Gene Ontology annotation, biological process: carbohydrate metabolic process. Gene Ontology annotation, molecular function: alpha-L-fucosidase activity. The coding region runs from base 1 to 2394 and encodes 797 amino acids. NCBI's taxonomy places the organism in Eukaryota, Fungi, Ascomycota, Sordariomycetes, Hypocreales, Hypocreaceae.
AUGUCUUCGGAACACAGACUCUAUUAUAGUACGCCUUCAACUAGCUUCCCUACCUCUCUGCCUCUUGGCAAUGGUCGGUUCGCUGCCUCGGUGCUAUCCUCUCCAGAGCAUGAGACAUUUUUGUUGAAUGAAGUUACUUUUUGGUCUGGAGAACCUCGAAAUGCGGGCGAGGGAUUAGCUGAACGGCCUGAAGAUCCCAAGGCCGAACUUAGGAAAACCCAAAACUGUUAUCUUAAUGGUGACUAUAGUCAGGGAAAGAAGAGAGCGGAAAAGUACCUCCAGAGCAAGAAAAAUAAUUUCGGAACCAAUCUUGGAGUUGGGAAGCUUGAUAUCGGUGUUAAUGGCCAUGGAAACGCCGGCGAUAUUCAGGAAUUUGGGAGAGAAUUACGUUUUGAUGAGGCUAUAACUGAAACACGAUAUAAAGUCAACGGCCGCCAGUAUAAACGAAGAUCUUUUCUAAGCCAUCCAGGCCAAGUUCUGGUGAUACAGUUCGAAGGCGAUGAUCUGAGUGGACUCGAAUUUGUCGUCAAAGUGCAAGGCGAUAAUGAAGCGUUUACUUCUACAGUAAACAGCGAGUCAAGACUAGAAUUUGAUGCCCAAGCUCUCGAGACUGUGCACAGCGAUGGAACCUGUGGCGUCAAAGGCUUCGGUAUCGUCGCAGCAAGAGUUGAUGAUGGAAAGGUCGAGCAGAAGGAUGGCAAGCUUACCAUUUCGGCACAGAAGAGCAUAACGAUAUUAGUGGCCUUCAAUACCGAUUUCAACGAAUCACGCGACGAGUGGAGAGAGAGAACUCUUUUACAGAUUGAAGAGGCUCUUCAGAUUCCUUUUGACGAACUUUUGAAAGAGCAUCUGGAAGACUAUCAGCCGCUUUACCGCCGUAUGAGCAUCACUUUAGGACCCAAGUCCAACCCUAAUUCCAACACUCCCACAGACCAACGUCGGGGUAACUUUGAGUCGUCAGGUUAUGCUGAUCCUGGGCUGUUUGCACUUUAUUUCCACUAUUCACGUUACCUUACUAUCGCUGGUACACGCGAAGAUUCUCCCCUACCGCUACAUCUACAGGGUUUAUGGAACGAUGGUGAAGCCUGCAAAAUGGGCUGGAGCUGUGAUUACCAUCUCGACAUCAACACGCAGAUGAACUAUUUUGCAAUCUUGAACAGCGGCCUAGCGGAUCUCAUGAAACCUGUCUACAAAUACAUCUUGAAACUUGCUGUCAAGGGCCAACAGACUGCACGUACGUGUUACGGCUCCCGUGAAGGCUGGGUAGCUCACGUCUUCAGCAAUGCAUGGGGCUUUACGGAUCCCGGUUGGGAGGUCUCGUACGGGCUGAAUGUUACAGGCGGUCUUUGGAUGGCAGCGCAUCUAAUUGAGAUGUAUGAAUACACCCUGGACGAUGGGCUCAUGAUGGCCAAUUUAUGGCCACUUCUGUUUGGCGCAACUAAAUUCUGGGUUGACUAUAUGAUUGAAGAUCCUAAAACUGGCUGGCUGCUCACGGGUCCAUCUGUAAGCCCGGAAAACAGCUUCUUCGUUGUCAACGAAGAUGGCACAAAGGAAGAGCACUAUGCUGACCUGUCGCCUACUCUUGACGUUGUCCUGCUUCGCGACCUCUUUGCCUUCUGCGAGUACUUUGCUGGCAAGUUGAAAACUAUGACGGGCUACCCUUGGGAUGAAGACAUCAAGGAAUAUCAGAGGGUGCAGGCAAAGCUGCCCCCGCUGCAGAUUGGCAAAAAUGGUCAACUCCAAGAAUGGCUGCAUGAUUAUGAAGAAGCUCAGCCCUACCACCGACAUCUUUCUCAUACCAUGGCUUUGUGUCGGUCAGCCUUGAUCUCAGCUAGGCAUCAACCCGAUCUAGCAGAGGCAGUUCGUGUAUCGCUUGAGCGAAGGCAAGGCCGCGAUGAUCUUGAAGACAUUGAAUUCACGGCCGCCCUUUUCGCUCUCAAUUAUGCGCGGUUGGGAGAUGCUGAAAAGGCUGUUGCUCAAAUUGGCCAUCUAGUUGGUGAGCUGAGUUUCGACAACCUACUUAGUUACAGUAAGCCCGGUGUAGCGGGUGCCGAGAAGAACAUAUUCGUCAUUGAUGGAAACUUUGGCGGCGCCGCAGCCAUUGCUGAGAUGUUGAUACGGUCGAUUAUUCCUCGCUUGGGAGGGCCGGUUGAGGUAGACUUGCUUCCGGCCCUGCCUGCAGCUUGGUCAGAAGGAUCAGUGAGCGGGAUGCGUAUCAGAGGAGGAUUGGAAGCUAGUUUUGCAUGGUCUAAAGGGAAACUGGAAGGCGUGACGUUGAAGGCGUCUAGGCCUUCAUCUCUGGUUGUGUUUUAUGGCGAGCACCGGUUUGAAACGGCUUUCGAGGAAGCAGAGGUUAUUCAACUAGGGCCGUCGUUGCAGAAUUGGAGCAGGUAG